Pterocles gutturalis (yellow-throated sandgrouse) is the source of this 948-nucleotide messenger RNA. Its product is annotated as retinol dehydrogenase 7-like. The record is from RefSeq and is a predicted model, not a curated record. Lineage: Eukaryota; Metazoa; Chordata; Aves; Pterocliformes; Pteroclidae.
AUGAAGAUUUUAGAAGACAGUCACAGAGGGAGAAACGUGAGUGGAAAGCAUGUCUUCAUAACAGGUUGUGACACCGGACUUGGAAACUCACUGGCUAAAUGGCUUGAAAAAGGGGAUUUCAUUGGGGAUGUCAUUGCUGCAUGUGCUACAAACAAAGGAGGCCAAGAGCUACGGUCCUGCUCCUCACUCUCACUGAAGACAGCAAACCUGAACUUAGCUGACUCCAACGGCAUUGCCAGGGCUGUGGUGUUUGUGACCAAAGAGAUGGCUGGCAGUGUCCUCUUAGGGCUUUUUCAUUUGGUGAGCAGUGCUGAAGGAACAGCAUCUGUAGCACCCACUGACUGGCUGAGGAUUGAAGACUUCCACUCAGUGCUGGAUGUUAGUCUGCCGGGAUUGAUUGAGCUUCUGCCACUUCUGUAAAAAGCUGAGGGAAGAGUAGUCAAUCUAAUUAACACCAAAGGCCUCAUGGUUUUUGUAGGGAGUAGCUACAGCCUGUCCAAAUGGGGUAUGGAAGCUUUCUCUGACACCUUACAGAUAGACAUGUAGCAUUUUGGAGUGAAAGUAAGCAUUGCUGAGCAUGGUUUCUAUAUGACAGAAGCAGCUAAUUCAGAUGUAAUUGAGAGAGACCUCUUAAGACUUUGUAACAGACUGACCCCUAAGAUCAGGUACUCCUAUGGAGAAAAAUACUUUGUUGAAUAUACAAAAGCUCAAAGAUUACCAGUGAAAAGACUGUGUGACUCUGGUAUUUCUAAGGUCAUAAAAUGCAUAAAACAUGCCCUGAUAGCAAAGUACCCCAGGACAUGAUACAGAGCUGAAUGGUAUGCAAAGUUAUUUUGGCUGUUUCUUUCCUAUGCCCCAAGCUGUUCAUCUGACAUACUGCUGUGUAUUGCGUUUCCAGCUCCAGCAGCUAGUGUGAGAUCAGUUCCUGGACUCCUAACUAACAUUUAG